Molecule: messenger RNA, 1068 nt
Organism: Penicillium riverlandense
Lineage: Eukaryota; Fungi; Ascomycota; Eurotiomycetes; Eurotiales; Aspergillaceae
Exons: 1
Coding region: 1-1068 (355 amino acids)
Biological process (GO): zinc ion import across plasma membrane
Cellular component (GO): plasma membrane
Molecular function (GO): high-affinity zinc transmembrane transporter activity
Source: RefSeq, a predicted model, not a curated record
AUGUCUUCCUCAUUUGAUCCUAAUAACGUGAAUUUGACUUCAGUGGACUUCGCCCAAGUGGUCUGCUGGAAUCAGCUCGGGGGAAAUGAGUACGAUGGCAUGCUUGGUGCUCGCAUUUCUUCCAUCUUUGUUAUCUUUGUCAUCUCGACAGCGGUUACGUUCUUCCCUGUGGCCGCGAAACGAGUCCCGCGGCUGAAGAUUCCCCUCUAUGUCUAUCUGUUCGCUCGUUACUUCGGCACUGGUGUGAUCAUUGCCACAGCAUUUGUUCAUUUGUUGGAUCCUGCCUACGAAGAGAUUGGUCCUGCCAGUUGUGUUGGAAUGACGGGCAACUGGGCGCAGUACUCUUGGCCCCCUGCCAUCACACUGACGUCGAUCGUCUUUGUGUUCCUCAUGGACUUUGGCGCACAGUUAUAUGUUGAGUCCAAGUAUGGACCCUUGGAAGAAGACCCAAGAGCUAGUAUUGUUCAAGAGACGCACGAACAUCAACCCUCCGAGGAAGUUCCAACUACGACCAUCGAGACGAAGAAGGACUCGGCAUGGGACAGUCAAGACUUUAAAGACUCUGCGGCAGCGGAGAGAUCGUUCCAGCAACAGAUAGCUGCCCUCCUCAUUCUUGAAUUCGGUGUCAUUUUCCAUUCGGUGAUCAUCGGCUUGAAUCUUGGAGUUGUCGGCGACGAGUUCAAAACUUUGUACCCCGUCCUUGUGUUCCACCAGAGCUUCGAAGGAUUGGGUAUUGGUGCCAGAAUGUCCGGUAUUCCUUUCAAGCGAAACAGCUGGCUUCCUUGGAUCCUAUGCAUGAUGUACGGUUUAACCACGCCCAUUUCCAUCGCAAUUGGACUCGGCCUGCGAACAACAUACAAUCCCAAUUCGAUCACAGCGAACAUAGUGUCUGGCGUCCUCGACUCGAUCUCCGCCGGUAUCCUGAUGUACACCGGGCUUGUUGAACUGCUAGCUCGGGACUUUUUGUUCGAUCCUUGCCGCACGAACAACAGGACCCGUUUGGCAUUUAUGACUAUAUGCACAAUUCUCGGCGCUGGUAUCAUGGCACUUGUCGGGAAGUGGGCAUAG